Ectocarpus siliculosus is the source of this 1682-nucleotide messenger RNA. NCBI's taxonomy places the organism in Eukaryota, Phaeophyceae, Ectocarpales, Ectocarpaceae. The record is from the annotation of a GenBank genome assembly.
AUGGAGAACGACAGGAAUGAAGAGGCACCACUGGAGGCCGGGGAGGACGGCACCUUUGACGUCGGAGACGCUUCGCCGCCCCCGUCGCCACCCAAACGCGUUGGAAGUGCCCGUAGAACACAAAACGCGACUGCGACUACUGUGUCUACGGCCCCGGCAACCGAUGGCGACCCUUGUGGCUCGCCACCAAUAAAAGACGACUGGGAAAAAGUGGAUCUGGACGGGGCCGACGAGGGACUGCCGCCUCCUGCAGGCAACGCUAGCCAGGGGAGAGAAGCAGGGGCGCCACCAUCGGCACCGGAAUACGCACAGGAAGACUUCCAAGACGCGGUUGAAACGCAAGACGAAAGCGCUACCCAACAGGCCGGAACCGGAGCCACGACCACGGAAGACGGCACCAGUUGUUGUGUAGACGAUUCGCCGGGCAAGGCUUGCGGGCAAGCAGCGCGGGUCGAAAGCUCGGCCGCCGCACCACCGCAUGCUGUUGUGGAGCAGCGGCCACCAGGGUUGGGCGGGAGGGUGAACGUGAUCGCUUCGGGGCUGGCCAACGUGCGACUGCCGAUGGGAUACGGCAGACAAAUGCGGCAGGACGAGGAGGAUGGUCUGGUAGACAGUGAUGGAGAAGAGCAGUUCCACGAUGCCCAAGACAGCGGCCCUGGCGUGGUGAAGGACGCGACCAAGGCCCGAGAGAUGAAGGAGGCGGGCAACGAACACUACAAGAACGGAGAGUUCGAAGACGCGGUCGACUACUACACCAUGGCACUCCACUACUGUCCGGAGGACGAGGCGCACAAGAAGGACAGGGCUGUGUUCCUCGCUAACCGCGCUCAGGGCCACCUCCGAUUGGAAGAGUACGAAACGGUGGUGGAAGACUGCACGGCUGCGCUAGAGCUCGACCCAAGCUACGUGAAGGCGCUCUUGCGACGAGCGCAAGCCAAUGAGCACCUUGAGAAGUACGACAUGGCACUGGAAGACGCGAAGGAGUUGCUAAAGCUUGAUCCGAGUCUCCGCUUGGCGAAGGAGAGCGUGCCGAGGUUGGAGAAGCUUCACAACGACAAGAACGAGAAAAUGAAAGAAGAAGCAAUCGGUAAGCUGAAAGACCUCGGCAAUGCCCUGCUUGGGAACUUCGGCUUGAGCACGGACAACUUCAAGAUGAAACAAGACCCAAACACGGGCUCCUAUAGCAUCAAUUUUGAGAGAUGAUUGCCAAGCAAUCCCCUUAGCGACGUCACGUAAUGCUUAUUUUGGGGGAGUCCCAGCUUCCAGCUUAGGUUUUUCUCUGUCAUAGUGUACCUUUUUGACAGUCGCAGCAUACCCUAGGUGUUGCCGUAGCGUCGGUGGGCAUCUUGUGUAGGCGUGUAGCUGGUUUGUGGGAAUGAUUUUGUGUGCACCGGCCACAUAUAAUGCGUACGCCCGUGCCCCUCUUGAAACGCCAAUGAGACUUGUUCGAGGUUAAGCUUAAACGUCACGAUUGCCUAGUGUAAAUUUUUGUGGUGCUUGUAAGGUGCAUGCUGGAAGCUGUUUUCGAGAGGGCGAGAUCGAGAGAAUGGAUUGACGCAAGAAGCUUGAUGUCGUAGCCGUGCCUUCCUUCAAUGUGGCCAUAGUUUGUUGUGGUGUGUUGUGGAGAUGUACUUGGUUUGCGUACUCUGUAAAACGCAGUAUCCCAUGCCCCAAUUUCCAUG